GCAAGCGCAGCGCAAACAAGUUACUUAGUUUAAUUUAAAUACGCAACAGCACAAGAACAAACUCAGACAACACACAAAAUAUAAUUGAAAUGAGUGCAAAAUUACUAUUCGCAUGCUCCAAAUGCUUUUCGCGUCAUCCAUUCGAAAAUUUAUCUACGGGGCAGCAACUUUGCAAGGGCUGCCGUGGUUCUACCUCAGUUGUUAAAUGUACUUACUGCCGAUCGGAGUUUCAACCCGCUACCAAAUCACAGAGUGCCUGCAAAAAAUGCGAACACUAUCUGGGCAAAUUUGGGAAGCCCAACGCCUGCGAAUGCUGCAAAAUUGUGGCCGCCUUCGGUAGUUCCAAGUGCAUGAGAUGCGCCAGCUACGAGGCGAAGUAUGGACCGCCAGUACAAUGCGAUGAGUGCAAGCUGCGAUCAGCCUUUGACAGGCGCGACGAGAAUAAAAAGGUCAAUGGUAAACUGCUCUGUUGGCUGUGUACCUGCGCUUAUAAACGUGCCCUGUUGAAGGCUCAGCAAGAGGGCCGAAUACCCAUGACAAAGAAACGACCGCACGAGAAAUCGUCGUCCGGUUCCGGGCACAGAGGAGACAGUGCGGCAAAGAAACCCACACGCGCUGACCUUGGGAAGAGUGGUAGCAAUGCGGGAGGAGGCGUGACAGCUGUAAGCGGUGCCGGUCUCGAUCUGCCCGACAAAAUAUCCCGAGGUAAUGGCGGCAACGGCACAAUUGCAGCUCCCGCGGCCAUAAACAUCGAUACAAACUCAUCGGACCACGUAGUGGCGAUAACACAUCUAAAGGAACGGAUCGCCAGUCUGGAGAAACGAUUGCAGCAAAAAGACAAGGAGCUGCUAGAAAAGGACAAACAGUUAACUGAACUGAAGGGCGCCAAUUUUGAAAAGGAGAACGAAAUGCGAAACAAACUGAGGGAGGUGGAUCGAUUGCAUGACAUGAAGGUUGACAACCUGAAUCGCAAGAUUGCUACCCUGCUUAAAGAUUUGGCCGGCAUGAAGAAGCUGAACAGCAACAACAAAAAGGGCAGCAACAAUUUAACCAAAUUGGAAAAGGAAGCUAUCAAACGUGAAAAUCUAUCGCCCAAAGAGGAGGCAUCAAGUACGCCAGAGAACAAACCCAUUAUGUUGGGAUCAGACCGCGAACUGGAGAAGGAUGAGAAGAGCCAGAGCGGGGAACGAGACGAGGAGCGCAGUGACGACCAGGAUCGGGCCAGUGUGCGUUCGCGUUCCGGUUCCAGCAGCCCAUCUUCGAAUUGAACACAUCUAUCUACACGAGCACUUUGAGUGUAGUUUUAUUGCUUUUUAGUUUGUCGUUUUACAACUGCAACUUUUUGUACUUUUUGCUUUAAUUGUAUCAUAAUUUAACAAUAUUGUUCUUACAUCCUUUACGUUAUGUUACUUUUCACACAUAAAAAAAAUUUUUCAUAUUAUUUUUCUCUAAUUGUAAUUAUCAGUUAGCAAUUGUAGUUUCAACUAUUUGAUAAGCUCAAAUUAAAUAAAUGUUUCUUUUUAGUUUA
Scaptodrosophila lebanonensis is the source of this 1528-nucleotide messenger RNA. Its product is annotated as protein FAM76A. Bases 90 to 1268 code for a protein of 392 amino acids. The record is from RefSeq and is a predicted model, not a curated record. Lineage: Eukaryota; Metazoa; Arthropoda; Insecta; Diptera; Drosophilidae. The transcript has 6 exons.